Molecule: messenger RNA, 1788 nt
Organism: Dryobates pubescens (Downy woodpecker)
Lineage: Eukaryota; Metazoa; Chordata; Aves; Piciformes; Picidae
Product: zinc finger protein 436-like
Exons: 3
Coding region: 1-1788 (595 amino acids)
Biological process (GO): regulation of transcription by RNA polymerase II
Molecular function (GO): DNA-binding transcription factor activity, RNA polymerase II-specific; RNA polymerase II cis-regulatory region sequence-specific DNA binding
Source: RefSeq, a predicted model, not a curated record
AUGGAAGCACCUGAGCCCAGGACCUCAAACCCUGAGAUCCUAUCCCCGUACAGGGUCUCCCCGCCCCAGCCCCACCGACCCCUGCCCCACAAACCCUUUCCCAACCCAACCGACCCUCCCGACCCCUCGCAGCCCCCACAGACCAUUCCCUCAUCCCCACCCCACCACCCCCAACUCAGCCCCACAGACUCCCUCACCCCACCUGGACCCCGGCACAAGAGCGAAGCAGAGCAGGAGGAGGAGGAGGAAGAGCUCAGCGCACAGGGAGCCGCCGGCCCCGGCAGGCUGCUGCCGAGCACAGAGCGCUGGGAGGGAGACCCCGGCCCGGCCCCUCCGGCUGCUGCGGCCACGUGUGACGGGGAGCGGAAGCAGCUCCCAGCCUGCAAUGGAAGUCCCGCCCACGGGCGGGCGGCUGCAGCCAAUCAGAAGAGACCAGAGCGCGGCAGCUCCUCCCCCUGGGCGCUGCCGAGGCACAGCGAGGAGCUGCCGCUGCCGGCCGCGGCCGCCAUUGCUGCCCCCACGGCCGGGCAGCCGCAGCCAAUCAGAGCCGCCGAAACAGCCCAACCACGCCCCCAAGUCUCCGCAGGGAACCGCCCCUGCCGGCCGCGCGCACCAUUGGGGCUGCCUCCAGGCCAGAGGCUGCGGAGCGCUGGAGCAGCGCCUGGGCUGUGCGCGCCGACAUCGCUGUCGCGACAGAGCUGCGGGGUCGUGAGUAUGGCCUCACAGAAGGACCCAGGAAAGAGCUGGGAGGACAAUCAGCACCCAGAGAUCAAGUUGGAGAAGCCCAAGUGCAGUCCCAAGGGAGAGGAGCAGGAAAAAGAGAAGAUGGAGGAUGAUGUUGUGAAGAAUGAUGACUAUGAAGAGAAGGAUAAUGAUGAUGAUGAAGGUCACCAGGGGGAGGAAUGUAUGGAGGAGGAUGAAGUCAGAGCAGGUCCCUCAGUGUCACCGAAACAGCUGAAUCAGUGCCCUGAGUUUGGGCAGAGCUUCCCACCUGGCUCAGAGCCAAUGAAGCACCACUGCCCCCAGCCUGGCUCCCGGCCCUUCGUCUGUGGUGACUGUGGCAAGAGGUUCAGAUGGAACUCUGAGCUCAUCCAGCACCACCGCACCCACACUGGAGAGAAACCAUUCACCUGUGCUGACUGCGGACAGGGCUUCAUCCGUCGUGCCACUCUCACUCGGCACUGCCUCACCCACACUGGAGAGAGGCCCUUCUCCUGUGACAGCUGUGGCAAGCGGUUCAGGCAGAUCUCUCAUCUUAGUUACCACCACCUCACCCACACCAGUGAGAAGGCCUUCACCUGCAGGUACUGCGGCAAGAGUUUCAAACAGAGCUCUACUGUCCUCAUCCAUCUCCGCAUCCACACCGGAGAGCGUCUGUUCCCCUGUGCCGAGUGCGGCAAGAGCUUCACCACGAGCGCCAAAUACAUCCAGCACCAACUCAUCCACAGCGGUGAGAGGCCUUACAGCUGUACCGACUGCGGCAAGAGCUUCACCCAGAAGGGAAUCCUCACAGAGCACCGUCGUGUGCACACUGGCGAGAAGGCUUUCAGCUGUGCUGAGUGCGGCAAGACCUUCAGCCGUAGGGGCGAUAUCUUUCACCACCACCGCACCCACACCGGUGAGAAACCUUUCACUUGUGCUGACCGUGGCAAGAACAUCAGCCGCAGGGGCCAUCUCAUUGCUCACCGCCGCACCCACACUGGUGAUAAGCCUUUCACGUGUGCUGCAUGCAGUAGGAGCUUCACCCGGAAGUGUAAUCUCAACAAGCACCGCUGCACCCACACCUGA